AAUGUAUCAAGCAAGCCACCAAGAGACAACAAUGCUAAAACGAAGAGACGGAAAAUUCAAGCCUCGAAAUCAACGGAAAAUCAAGGCAACACUAGUCAAUCUCCGUUGCCUUCUGUACCUUCUGCAACUCACGAUCAUAGUACUCAGGAUUCCGUCGCUUCGUCAUCGACAGUUGCUCACACCUUCAGUGGUCACCAUCAUUCUAUUCUUUCUCAGAGCUAAAAUGAAUAUUUUGUGUGGGAGUUGUACAUGGGUAGUGUCUCCUUUAGCACUUCAAAAAAUGAAGUUCCAUUAUGGUGUUUUCUUUGCUUACAUGAGGUUGAGGGAGCAGGAGAUAAGGAACUUGAUGUGGAUUUCUGAAUGCGUGGCUCAGAAUCAGAAGGCCAGAGUUCAUGACAGUGUUGUCUUCAUCUUUUAGUUCAAUUUUUGACUAGGAAGAAAAAGUAAUUUGUUCUUUUGCAUAAUCUUCUGUAAAUCACCUCCCUCUCAUCCUCCAAUGUUUGGCAGAGAUACUUACCUCUCCCUUUGUGAGAUUGUGUUAAAAAUUAUAGUUUUUGU
Messenger RNA from Alnus glutinosa, 558 nucleotides. RefSeq lists its product as uncharacterized. The transcript is spliced from 5 exons. Gene Ontology annotation, molecular function: proton-transporting ATPase activity, rotational mechanism. Bases 2 to 418 code for a protein of 138 amino acids. Gene Ontology annotation, cellular component: proton-transporting V-type ATPase, V0 domain; vacuolar proton-transporting V-type ATPase complex. Gene Ontology annotation, biological process: vacuolar acidification; vacuolar transport; proton transmembrane transport. NCBI's taxonomy places the organism in Eukaryota, Viridiplantae, Streptophyta, Magnoliopsida, Fagales, Betulaceae. The record is from RefSeq and is a predicted model, not a curated record.